AUGGCGUCAAUAAGCGACCUUGCCACGGCGGCAAUUUCUUACUCUGGCGGCGACGCGGUCGCGACCGACAUCUCGGCUAGGCACGAUGGCAAGCGGGGAGCAUUUAUUGUGCUGGAGGGCUUGGAUCGCAGCGGCAAGACGACGCAAGUGAAGCUUCUGGAGCAGCGGUUUGUGGAGGAGGGGAGGGCGGUCAAGGUUAUGAGGUUUCCGGAUAGGACCACGCCAAUCGGGCAGAUAAUUGACGCCUACCUCAAGAGCAACAUCCAGGUCGAAGACCAUGUUAUUCACUUGCUAUUUAGUGCCAACCGGUGGGAGGCAGUCGACCAGAUAAAAUCACUGCUCGCCUCCGGAACUACCAUCAUCUGCGACCGCUUCUACCACUCGGGCAUCGUGUAUUCCGCCGCCAAGCGCAAUCCGUCGCUCCCGCUGUCCUGGGCCCGCGCCCCCGAGCGCGGCCUGCCCCGGCCAGACAUGGUGCUCUUCCUGGACUUGGACGAAGCGGCUGCCAGGGCGAGGGGCGGCUGGGGCAGCGAGGUGUACGAGAAGACGGAGAUGCAGAAGACAGUGCGGGAACUCUUCUGGUGCCUCGGCAUGGGGGGAAAGGACGUGCACGGCCAGGAGAUUCUGGCUGAUCUGGGGGGGCUGCAAGGCGCGCAAUGGAGGCAGGAGGAGGAGGAUCUGGUGGUUCUCGAUGCGGACGGGAGCGUGGAAGAGGUGGCCGAGAGGGUUUGGGCAAAGGUUAAGGAGAGGGUGGAGCAGGUCGAGAAGGGGGAGCUUGGGACACGGAUACGGGUGGUGCAGUGA
This is a messenger RNA of Ustilaginoidea virens, 804 nucleotides long. RefSeq lists its product as uncharacterized. Bases 1 to 804 code for a protein of 267 amino acids. The record is from RefSeq and is a predicted model, not a curated record. Gene Ontology annotation, cellular component: nucleus; cytosol; cytoplasm. Lineage: Eukaryota; Fungi; Ascomycota; Sordariomycetes; Hypocreales; Clavicipitaceae. The transcript has 3 exons. Gene Ontology annotation, molecular function: dTMP kinase activity; ATP binding. Gene Ontology annotation, biological process: dUDP biosynthetic process; dTTP biosynthetic process; dTDP biosynthetic process.